AUGGGUAUUGGUCCUGCUCCAGCUAUUCGCCAAGUUCUUGGUCAAACUGGUAUGAAAAUGGACGAUAUCGAUAUCUUCGAGGUUAAUGAAGCUUUUGCACCUCAAGCAUUGGCUGUUCAACGAGACCUCGGCAUUCCCAUGGAGAAAUUGAAUUUGAAUGGUGGUGCCAUCGCUCUUGGACAUCCUCUUGGUGCAUCUGGAGCUCGAAUCAGCGUUAAUGAAGCUUUUGCACCUCAAGCGUUGGCUGUUCAAAGAGACCUCGGCAUUCCCAUGGAAAAAUUGAAUUUGAAUGGUGGCGCUAUCGCUCUUGGACAUCCUCUUGGUGCAUCCGGAGCUCGAAUCAGCGUUCAUCUCGUACAUGAACUCAAGAGACGAAAUCUUAAAUACGCCAUCGGAUCAGCUUGUAUCGGAGGUGGACAGGGUAUUGCUGUGCUUUUCGAGAAUGUUCAAUAA
Messenger RNA from Strongylus vulgaris, 453 nucleotides. The record is from the annotation of a GenBank genome assembly. NCBI's taxonomy places the organism in Eukaryota, Metazoa, Nematoda, Chromadorea, Rhabditida, Strongylidae.